Messenger RNA from Liolophura sinensis, 1485 nucleotides. Its product is annotated as potassium voltage-gated channel protein Shaw-like. Gene Ontology annotation, biological process: action potential; protein homooligomerization; potassium ion transmembrane transport. The record is from RefSeq and is a predicted model, not a curated record. Lineage: Eukaryota; Metazoa; Mollusca; Polyplacophora; Chitonida; Chitonidae. The coding region runs from base 1 to 1416 and encodes 471 amino acids. Gene Ontology annotation, cellular component: membrane; voltage-gated potassium channel complex. Gene Ontology annotation, molecular function: protein binding; delayed rectifier potassium channel activity. The transcript has 3 exons.
AUGACGGCCACGCCGGAUCGGCCGCAAAGACAGCCGAUGGACUCCAUAGACGAAAGACUUAUCCUAAACGUGGGAGGGGUCCGUCACGAGACGCACGUGUCCACGUUACGCAACGUUCCCAGCACACGCCUUUCGCGCCUCUCCGAGACACACGUGCAGUCGCGCCAACAAGAGGAGUACUUCUUUGAUCGCCACCCAGCCGUCUUUAACUCCGUCAUCGACUUCUACCGAACAGGUGAACUGCAUGUACCGCUGGACGUUUGCGGGGCGGUGGUCAAAAGGGAACUGGACUUUUGGCAAAUUGAUGAGUUUCAAAUCCGAGCGUGUUGCUGGCGCCAUUACCGCGUGUACAUCGACAACCAGCGCAUACUGGAGGCGUACAACACGAACCUGGGCAUCGAACACGACGACUGCAGCUUGGACGACCUGACCGGCUGGAAGAGGUUCCAGAUGAAAGUGUGGAUCCUCCUGGAUCACCCGCGCUCCUCUCGUGCCGCCAUGAUAUACGGCAUCACCUCUUUCUUCUUCGUGAUUCUGUCCAUCUUAGGGUUCUGUUUGGAGACGCUUCCCAGUCUCCGGCCCCAGAGCGUCACCGCACUCGCUAACGCCACCAGUAGACCAGAGUGCGAUGGAAAAGCUCGCGAUCAAAUGCUUCGCUGGGAGCCUAAUAUCUUUCUGAACAUCAUCGACAUUAUCUGUACCGUGUUUUUCACGCUGGAACUGAUCUGCAGAUUUACCUUCGCCCCAAACAAGCUCAAGUUCAUUAAGUCCGCCAUGAACAUCAUCGAUAUAAUAGCCCUCGUUCCACUCUACGUGCAGUUCGUUCUCAACAUAAUCGACAUUGAAUACUGCUACAUGAGUGAGAGGCUCGUGUUCGAGGUGAUGUUCAUUCUGAGGAUAAUCCGGAUGUUCAGGAUAUUCCAUUUGGUCAAACAUUACCAGGCGUUAAAGAUAUUAGUUUGUGCUUUGCGAGCAAGCACCCACGAGCUGCUCAUGCUUCUCAUAUUUAUGAUUAUUGGCAUGUUGAUAUUCGCAAGUAUGAUUUACUAUGCAGAAAGAGAAGACGUUGUCAACCCCGGCAAGACGUUUGCGACGAUACCCGUUGGCUUUUGGUGGGCCAUCAUAACCAUGACGACAGUGGGUUACGGAGACGUCUUCCCUAAAUCGUCCCUGGGGUAUCUCGUGGGUGCCGGGUGCGCGGUCUGUGGGGUGCUGAUGCUGGCUCUUACCAUCCCCGUCAUAUCCAACAAUUUCACCCUUUUUUACACCCACGUACGGUCACGCUCGGAAGUGCCGAAGGGCACACGAAUCAAGUCUCCUGAGGAAGUCGUCCUAGAACCCAUCGUGACUAUGCAGAGGAAACAUUCUGGGUGCUUUAUUCACAAGUGUGUUGUCAGAAAUCCACGUAACAGUUGACCAUAUACUUAAUUGUGUUUCAUUCUAAACUAAGUACAAGAUGUAAUGACCUCGUGAAUAAUGAAUACA